Molecule: messenger RNA, 813 nt
Organism: Emericellopsis cladophorae
Lineage: Eukaryota; Fungi; Ascomycota; Sordariomycetes; Hypocreales; Bionectriaceae
Product: putative feruloyl esterase C
Exons: 1
Coding region: 1-813 (270 amino acids)
Molecular function (GO): feruloyl esterase activity
Source: RefSeq, a predicted model, not a curated record
AUGGUCUUCCUCCCUCGCCUGUCUGCCGCCGUAGCUCUGGGCUGCACCGUCGCGUCGACCGUCGCCCAGUCCGCCGGCUGCGGCCAGCAGCCCACCCUGACCAACGGCGUCCAGACCAUCAACGGCCGCGAGUUCAUCCUCCAGCUGCCCGACAACUACGACAGCAGCCACCCGUACCACCUCGUCUUUGGCCUGCACUGGCGCGACGGCAGCAUGUACAAUGUCGCCGACGGCAACGGCGUCGAGCCCUGGUAUGGCCUCGCGGCUCGCGCCGCCGGCAGCGCCAUCUUCGUCGCCCCCAACGGCUACAACAAUGGCUGGGCCAACAUCGGCGGCGAGGACGUCCUCUUUAUGGACCAGAUUAUGGAGUACGUCGAGAACGACCUCUGCGUCGACCAGGACUCGCGCUUCGCCACGGGCUUCAGCUGGGGCGGCGGCAUGUCCUAUGCGCUCGCCUGCUCGCGCGCGGCGCAGUUCAGGGCCGUCUCUGUGAUUUCGGGCGGUCUCAUCAGCGGCUGCGACGGCGGCAAUGACCCCAUCGCCUACCUGGGCAUCCACGGCAUCAGCGACAAUGUGCUCAGCAUCGAUGGCGGCGUCGACCUGGCCAAUACGUUUGUGAGCAACAACGGCUGCCAGCAGGCCAAUGUUGGCCGUCCCAACCCUGGUUCGGGUAGCAGUGUGCGCACAGACUUCCAGGGAUGCUCGCAGCCCGUGUCGUUUAUUGCCUUUGACGGUGGUCACGUGGCCGCUCCCCUGGGCGUCGGCAACCCGCUGGCCCCGGAUGCGACGUGGGACUUUUUCAUGGCGGCGUAG